Molecule: messenger RNA, 2731 nt
Organism: Malania oleifera
Lineage: Eukaryota; Viridiplantae; Streptophyta; Magnoliopsida; Santalales; Ximeniaceae
Product: mannosyl-oligosaccharide 1,2-alpha-mannosidase MNS1-like
Exons: 14
Coding region: 544-2274 (576 amino acids)
Biological process (GO): N-glycan processing; carbohydrate metabolic process
Cellular component (GO): Golgi membrane; endoplasmic reticulum
Molecular function (GO): mannosyl-oligosaccharide 1,2-alpha-mannosidase activity; calcium ion binding
Source: RefSeq, a predicted model, not a curated record
ACUGAACGUAAGAGACGCGACGUUAACUACGCCGCCUCUCUUGGAUUGCUUUAUUGGUUAAUGAGUAAUGUUAUUAUCUUUCGCGACGUGUCCGCCACGUUUGUCCUAUCUUCCUACGCACGGCCAAGAUUAACCCGCCUGCCUCCCGUCCUUGUGAUUGACCUGCUUGGUCGAUUGAUCGUUCGUUGACCGGCACUGUGUUGACUCUCGACCCACCCUCAAUACCAAACCUCUCUCUCUCUCUCUCUCUCUCUCUCGCGUCAUGCUUUUUAUUUCUUUGUUCUUCAAUUCAAAGGCUUUGGUGAUCGAUAUUCCAGAUUUUUUUUCUCUACCUUCCUUUUUUCUCGUGGAAAUUUCUGAGGCUAGAAAGUAGUCUCGUAAAACGCUAGAUCAAAUAGGGACCUUCUUUUUCGUGUCGUUUGGAUUUUUGAUCAAUCAGUCUGAGCUCGAAAUGGAAGACGGGAUUUGAUCCUUUAUUUUUUUGGGAAUUUCGUUGGUUCUGAAUUUUGUGGAAGAAGAUAAUUAGGGUUUGCAAGCGAUCCAAUGGCGAGGAGCAGACCAUCGUCCAGCAGAUGGAGGUAUCUUCACCCUUCGUACUACCUGAAGCGACCAAAGCGCCUGGCUCUGCUCUUCAUUGCCUUUGUAUGCGUCACCUUUGUCUUUUGGGAUCGCCAGACGCUGCUCCGUGAGCAUGAGGUGGAGGUUUCCAAGUUAAACGAAGAAGUAAUACGGCUGCAAAAUUUGCUGGAUGAGUUAAAGAGUAUUCAAGGAGAUGCAGGGGAAAAGAUUCGUGUUGAUGGAAGAACUAGUGGAUUGCCAAAGAAAAAGGUUGUUCCAGAUGAUCCCAUUGAUAUUCAGCGUCGAGAGAAAGUAAAAGAAGCUAUGCUUCAUGCAUGGAAUUCAUAUGAGAAAUAUGCUUGGGGCCAAGAUGAACUUCAACCUCAGACGAAAAAUGGCGUCAAUAGCUUUGGUGGUCUUGGAGCAACUUUAAUAGACUCUCUUGAUACAUUAUACAUAAUGGGUCUAGAUGAGCAGUUCCAAAAAGCCAGACGGUGGAUUGCAAACUCAUUGGAUUUCAACAAGAAUUAUGACGCUAGUGUUUUUGAGACAACCAUAAGAGUUGUUGGCGGACUUCUUAGUGCAUAUGAUCUCUCAAAUGACAAAAUGUUCCUUGAAAAGGCUAAAGAUAUUGCAGAUAGACUGCUGCCUGCCUGGAAUACACCUUCUGGAAUUCCUUUUAACAUUAUUAACUUGGCAAAAGGAAAUCCACAUAACCCUGGAUGGACUGGGGGUGACAGCAUCCUAGCAGAUUCCGGUACAGAGCAGCUGGAGUUUAUAGCUCUUUCUCAAAGAACAGGAGACCCAAAGUAUCAGCAGCAGGUGGAGAAUGUUAUAGCAGAGUUAAAUAAAACAUUCCCCGCUGAUGGUUUGCUUCCCAUCUAUAUUAACCCUCACAGUGGUGCAGCAUCAUACUCGACCAUAACUUUUGGUGCGAUGGGUGACAGUUUCUACGAGUACUUACUCAAAGCUUGGAUACAGGGGAACAAAACUGAUGCUGUAAGGGGUUAUAGAGAAAUGUGGGAGAUAUCAAUGAAAGGUUUGUUAAGCUUGAUUCGGAGAACAACACCAUCAUCAUUUGCAUAUAUUUGUGAGAAGAAUGGGAAUUCUUUAAAUGACAAGAUGGAUGAACUAGCAUGCUUUGCUCCGGGAAUGCUGGCUUUGGGAGCCUCAGAUUAUGGUCCUGAAAAUGCACAGAAAUUUCUCUCUCUUGCUGAGGAGCUUGCUUGGACAUGUUAUAAUUUCUACCAGUCAACACCAACAAAAUUGGCCGGAGAGAAUUAUUUAUUUCAUUCUGGACAGGAUUUGAGUGUGGGUACAUCAUGGAACAUAUUGAGGCCAGAGACAAUUGAAUCACUAUUUUACCUUUGGCGUCUAACUGGCAACAAAACAUACCAAGAGUGGGGUUGGAACAUAUUCCAGGCUUUUGAAAAGAACUCCCGCAUAGAGACAGGAUAUGUUGGACUGAAGGAUGUCAAUUCUGGUGUCAAAGACAAUAUGAUGCAGAGUUUCUUUCUUGCAGAGACACUAAAGUAUCUUUAUCUUCUUUUCUCGCCUCCUUCGGUCAUUCCACUGGAUGAGUGGGUUUUUAACACAGAAGCUCACCCUAUAAGAAUCGUAACACGGGAUGAUCAACUAGAGAAGUCCAAAGGGCUAGAUAGACAAAAGGCUAUCAGGUUACAUGGUAGGAAGGGAGGUCGAUUGAGUGAUGACUAGGGUUUAUCUCCACGCUAUAUAAUUUUUCAUUGAACCCUUAAAAUUUCAGGCUCUGGAAUGAACGAAGAGCCAUCAGGUUCAAGUUCAACAUAAGAGUUGCUCAAAAUAGUUGAGUCCUCUUGGGCAUUUGCCCCAGGGAGCUGGGAUCUUUGAAUUCUAUAGGAAGCACGUCAUUUCCAAAAUCAUGUGAGCUAAAUUAUAGGAUUUUGCUUAAUAUUUAAUCAUCUCUUGGGAGAUAAAUCUUUUACCAAAUAGGUGUAGCACCUGGGGUGCAUGAUCCUUUAUAGUCCUGCAGAAUUGAUUAUUUAAGUUUUGCUUUCUAAUUAAUCACUACUCAGUUAUACUCUUUAGUUGUUUUUAAUAGGAUUUGUAAUUAACAUUGAGUUUAGGGUCGUUUGAAGGCCUUUUAUGGAUUACACUGCUCAAUAUAGUGGAUUCUUUUUAGUGCUUUAUGCUU